This is a messenger RNA of Anthostomella pinea, 1899 nucleotides long. The record is from the annotation of a GenBank genome assembly. Lineage: Eukaryota; Fungi; Ascomycota; Sordariomycetes; Xylariales; Xylariaceae.
AUGUGUAGCUGGUUCAUACUAACAGAUAAAUGCAGGAGUGCCAAUCGUCCGAACCAGGGGAUUAGAGGUCCUCGGUCCGCCCUGACUGACUUCCUGUCCUCUCAGAACAUCCAGGCCCACCAAAUUCGAGCUAAUGCCAAUGCACGCCGCGCUGCAGCAGCCCUCGCCGCCGCCGCCAAUGUCCAAAACAAUGCGGACGGAGACGACGAUGCUGAUGACGACGAGAAUGAGGAAGACAAUGAAGCUGGCGGCUCGACUUCUACAACUGCAUCAAGAGCCCGCGCCCGAGAGCAGAAGAAACAGAAGCAGGAGGCAGCGAUCGCAAAGAUCAAGGAGAGCAAGCUUUACAUCAAAAAGAAGCAGCAGAAGCUUGCGCGCGAGAAGAAGCACAAGCGCAAGCGCGGUGGCGAUAGUCCAGACUUGCCAGAGUCUGACUCGGACGACCUUGCCCGUGCGCUCCUUGACGAGAAGCCGGGCCCUGUGCCUGGCCAGAUGGCUAACUGUGAGAUCUGCGACAAAAGAUUCACCGUCACUCCGUACUCACGCGCCGGCCCCAAUGGAGGAAUGCUCUGCUCGCCCUGCGGCAAAAAGCUUGCAAAGGACCAGAACGACGCCAAGAAGAACAAGAAGCCGAAGUUAGCAGCUCAGGGUGGUGGCGGGCGUCGCAAGAUGCAGAGUCGCAUUCUCGAUGGUACCUACCAUGUUGGCGCAAAGCCUCUGAUGAAUCUGUGCAUCGAGACUCUAGCCAAGAACAUCCAGCUAGCUGAUGGUCUUGGCGAUCUCCCGCCCCGAGUUGUCGAUCUCAUUGCGAGAAAGCUCUCAAAGCACCGUCUGCUUGGACCAGACACUUUGCGGCUGUUCCUGGACCCGCGCAAUGAUGCAGUCAGCCUCUAUGAUGCCGCGCGCCUCAGCUCGCAAGACUACGUCACCAUCUUUCAGCAGGUCACGCAGCUGAAGAAGCUCAAGCUGCGCAAUGCAAUUCAGUUCAAGGACGAGGUCAUGCAGUAUCUCAUCACCAGGAACCUCAAUCUGGACAGCAUCUAUCUACAUGGCGCCAAUCUUGUGAGCGAGGCUUGUUGGAUCGAGUACUUGAAGGCGAAGGGGGAGCACUUGAAAGCUCUCCAGAUCUACUACAUGGACAAACAUGUCAACGAUGCUGUAGUUUCGACUCUGAAAGUCUCCUGCCCUUCUCUUACCCGGCUCAAGCUCUGUCACAACCAAGAAGUCUCCGACGAUGGCAUCAAGCUCAUUGCGAACCUAGUCAAGCUGGAACAUCUCAGCCUGCAACUCAUCAAGAAAACCAAGACCGACCCUUACGUUGCUGUUGUACAGAGCCUGGGCAAGCAACUGCAGACCCUGUCACUCAAGAACAUCGCGGAUGUCGAUAAUCGCUUGCUUGAUGCAAUUCAUGAGAAUUGCACUUCUUUGAAGAAGCUGCGCGUCACUGAUAGUGAGCACAUGACGGAUGCUGGAUUUGCGAGAAUGUUCAAGGGCUGGAAGAACCGCGCCCUUGUGUUCCUUGAUUUGCAGAAGUGCCGUCAUGUUGAUCCGGCCAAGCCCAGAGAAAACGAGCACAUGGUUGGUCUGUGUUCCGAGGGAUUCCGUGCUAUCAUGACCCACUCGGGCACAAACUUGCGGUAUCUCAAUAUCCACGCUUGUCGCCACAUCUCAGCUGCGGCUUUCGAGGAGGUCUUUGCGGAGGACAAAGUGUACCCUCAGCUGUCAAAGCUGGAGAUCAGCUUUUGCGAGGAAGUAACCGAUUUCAUCGUCGGAUCCAUCUUCCGGUGCUGUCCAGCUCUGAAAGAGCUGAAUGUCAAGCACGUCAAGGUCCCGAAAGGCCGCAUUCUCGUCGGCGUCCCCAAUGCUAUAGGAAUGCAAAUCGAGGGAGUUGAUGACUGA